Molecule: messenger RNA, 2211 nt
Organism: Dermochelys coriacea (leatherback sea turtle)
Lineage: Eukaryota; Metazoa; Chordata; Testudines; Dermochelyidae
Gene: DUS3L
Product: dihydrouridine synthase 3 like
Exons: 13
Coding region: 92-2101 (669 amino acids)
Biological process (GO): tRNA processing
Molecular function (GO): metal ion binding; flavin adenine dinucleotide binding; tRNA dihydrouridine synthase activity
Source: RefSeq, a predicted model, not a curated record
GUUUCCUGCCUCUCGAGGAGGGAAGCGCCUCGCGCCCGCCGUCGUGGGUGGAGCCAGCGAGCGGGCCGGGCCCCGGGCGCUUCCCCGCGGCAUGGAGGCGGCGGCAGCCGGCGUGGCGCCCAUCCGAGCCCCGUAUCUCACCUCGAAAGAACAGUUCCAUGCAUAUCUCAAAGCAGAAAGGGAAUCCAGGAAUCAGGAAAACAAUCAACAUGAUGGGGAGGAAGAUUCUAGUAGCAAUGACCAGACAGAGCCUCCAGCAAAACGGAUGAAGCUAGAUGGUGGUGAUCAAGUUAGGAAGCAAGGAAGCCAAGAGGAAGUUGUAAAAGAGGAGGAAAAGAAACCCCAGGAACGGAAGAGAGCCAGAGGACAGAAUAAAAGUCGGCCAUGUAUGAAGCCAAAUCACUAUGAAAAAGAUAGGUUGUGCCAGUCAGUAAUCCAGGAAUGUGCAGAGAAGUGCUACUUUGGCUCACAGUGCCGCUUCCUGCAUGAUGUUGGGGAGUACAUGGCUGUGAAGCCCUCAGACCUCGGGGAUAGCUGCGUGCUCUUCAAGACCUUCGGAAAGUGCAUUUAUGGAGUCACAUGCCGCUUUGCUAGGGCGCAUCUGGGGGAGGACUACAGGAACAUCAUUAAUGAGGACCUUGUAAAGCAGUGGGAGGGGAAACCACUGGUGAGAAACAGCCUCAGCAAAGAACUCCAGCAGCGACUGCGCAAAAAGAAAGUUUGCUUUGACAAAUCCAGUAAGUACCUUAGUCACUUGGGCAAGCCCAGCAGCGCAGGCAAUGUGGGAAACAAGGCAGCAGGCAACUCAACGGAGAAAAGGAUGACAAACAGCACAGUAUCCAAAGGGAAUGUAGAGGGCAUUGAUGUCAAACCUCCUGGAGAGGGGGCACCAGAAUGUGUCUCAGUGUCAGAGAAGAGAGGAGCUCCUGAAUCAGUGGUCCUGCAGAAUUCCUGCCUGGUGGAUGCAUCAAAGGAUUCCACUCCCAAAACAACAGGCCUGGUGACAGAUGAAGAUAUUAUAAAACUGCGGCCCUGUGAGAAAAAAAGAUUGGAUAUCCAAGGCAAACUCUACCUGGCUCCCUUAACAACGUGUGGUAACCUCCCGUUCCGGAGAAUAUGCAAGCGUUUUGGAGCGGAUGUCACCUGUGGCGAAAUGGCUGUGUGCACAAACUUGCUCCAAGGCCAGUCAUCUGAAUGGGCUCUCUUGAAGCGGCACUACACAGAAGAUCUCUUUGGAGUGCAGCUGGAGGGAGCAUUUCCAGACACUAUGACCAGGUGUGCAGAGCUUCUGAACCAGACCAUUGAGAUGGAUUUUGUAGACAUCAACGUUGGGUGCCCAAUAGAUCUGGUGUAUAAGAAGGGGGGUGGAUGUGCCUUAAUGAACCGUUCCAACAAGUUUGAACAGAUAGUUAGAGGAAUGAAUUCGGUACUCGAUGUUCCUCUGACAGUGAAGAUAAGGACUGGUGUGCAAGAAAAAGUCAACCUAGCUCAUAAAGUAAUCCCCAACAUCCGGAAGUGGGGAGCUUCCAUGGUCACGCUUCAUGGCCGAUCUAGAGAACAGCGUUACACAAAGGUUGCAGACUGGGAGUACAUAGGGGAGUGUGCUAAAUUAGCCAGCCCAAUGCCUCUAUUUGGAAAUGGAGAUAUCUUGUCCUAUGAAGAUGCUAAUCGAGCCAUGCAGACUGGCGUUUCAGGAAUUAUGAUUGCAAGAGGAGCAUUGAUCAAACCUUGGAUUUUCACUGAAAUUAAAGAACAGCGACACUGGGACAUCUCUUCCACUGAAAGAUUAGAUAUUCUCAAAGACUUCACCAAUUAUGGCCUCGAACACUGGGGUUCCGAUACUCAGGGGGUGGAGAAAACCAGGAAGUUCAUGCUGGAAUGGCUGUCCUUUUUGUGCAGGUAUAUUCCAGCUGGCUUAUUGGAGUACCUACCUCAGAAAAUCAAUGAGCGGCCUCCUUACUACAUGGGGAGAGACUAUCUGGAGACCUUAAUGGCAAGCCAAAAUGUGGACGACUGGAUUAAAAUAAGUGAGAUGCUUUUGGGGCCUGUACCUGCAAACUUUACCUUCCUGCCUAAACACAAAGCAAAUUCUUACAGAUAAGACUGAUUGGAAGAGUCCUUAAACAGGCACAGUGAGAUGGCAAUAGCAACAUGGAUUAUCUGCCUUGGGCUACUGGGAAUUAAAUAAAAUUUAUGGUUUUUUACUAUCUA